Lolium rigidum is the source of this 852-nucleotide messenger RNA. RefSeq names its product expansin-A5-like. NCBI's taxonomy places the organism in Eukaryota, Viridiplantae, Streptophyta, Magnoliopsida, Poales, Poaceae. The record is from RefSeq and is a predicted model, not a curated record. Bases 1 to 852 code for a protein of 283 amino acids. Gene Ontology annotation, cellular component: extracellular region. The transcript has 3 exons. Gene Ontology annotation, biological process: plant-type cell wall organization.
AUGGCGCCCGCCCGAGCCGUCCUCCUCGCCUUCCUCGUCGCUUCGCUUCUCCCGCUCGGGCAGGGACGCGGCCAUCAUCUGCCGGGGCACGGCCUCGUCCACCGCCACGGCCAGCCAGGGCGCGCCCACGCGGCUCACGCUCCCCUCGGCGGCGGCGCCUGGGCCUCCGCGCACGCCACCUUCUACGGCGGCGGCGACGCAUCCGGCACCAUGGGCGGCGCGUGCGGGUACGGGAACCUCUACAGCACGGGCUACGGCUCCAACACGGCGGCGCUCAGCACGGCGCUCUUCAACAACGGCCUCAGCUGCGGCGCCUGCUUCGAGGUGCGCUGCGACCCGGCAGGCACCGAGGCCGGCGCGCCGCACGCAUGCCUGCCCGGAUCCACCGUCGUCACCGCCACCAACUUCUGCCCGCCCAACUUCGCGCAGGCCUCCGACGACGGCGGAUGGUGCAACCCGCCCCGGGCCCACUUCGACAUGGCGCAGCCCGUCUUCCAGCGCAUCGCGCUCUACCGCGCCGGCAUUGUGCCCGUCUCCUACCGCAGGGUGGCGUGCCAGAAGAAGGGCGGCAUCCGCUUCACCAUCAACGGCCACUCCUACUUCAACCUGGUCCUCGUCACCAACGUCGGCGGCCCGGGGGACGUGCACGCGGUGGCCGUCAAGUCCGACCGCUCCGCGGCCUGGCAGGCGCUGUCCCGCAACUGGGGCCAGAACUGGCAGAGCAACGCGAUGCUCGACGGCCAGCGCCUCUCCUUCCGCGUCACCGCCGGCGACGGCCGCUCCGUCGUCUCCAACAACGCCGUGCCGCACGGCUGGUCAUUCGGCCAGACAUUCAGCGGCGCCCAGUUCUGA